AUGGGACAGUUGAUUGCAGGUCCGUUUGCUGGGCAAUUGCUGGGUCAAUUUGGAGCAGAGGUCAUCAAAAUUGAACCACCGGGUGUAGGAGAUCCGCUUCGUGUCUGGAGGGAACUGGAUGUUGACGGCACAAGCCCAUGGUUUAGAAGUAUCGCAAGGAAUAAGAAAAGCGUCGCUAUCGAUCUUCGCAAGCCAGCAGGCCGAGAACUGGUAAAGCAACUUGCUAUCAAAAGCGAUGUGAUGAUCGAGAAUUUUAAGCCUGGCACGCUUGAGAAAUGGAACCUGGCUCCUGCCGAUCUUCAUCCUUUGAACCCUUCCUUGAUUUAUACCCGUGUAAGUGGUUAUGGCCAAACAGGGCCUUGGGCUUCCCGACCGGGUUAUGCCUCCGUGUGCGAGGCGGAAUCUGGUUUUCGCUAUAUCAAUGGCAUUCCUGAUGUUGAAACGGAGGGCCUUUCUGGUCCUCCAGUUCGUCCCAACAUUAGUUUAGGCGACUCAAUCGCUGGCUUGCACGCAGCCUUUGGAACGGUCCUCGCGUUGCUGUCGCGACAGCGUCAAAAGAGUCCUGAUACCUCGAGUCAAACGGGAACGACUGUCGAUGUCAGCAUCGUGGAAAGUAUGCUCAACCUGAUGGAGGGAAUAAUACCUGAAUACGAUAGGAAAGGAAAGAUCCGUGGCCCCUCUGGUUCGUCGGUGACUGGCAUUGUUCCGACGAACGCUUAUCCUUGCUUGCCGGAUUCACCAACGGGAUCUGCUCCUACAUAUAUCAUCAUUGGCGCCAACGGCGACACACUCUAUAAUCGUCUUAUGACAGCGAUUGAUCGCAUGGACUUGAUAGGCCCCUCGUAUCAGCACAAUAUGCACCGAGUUGCCAGACAGGCUGAGAUUGAAGAGGCUAUUUCUGCUUGGACUAGCCAGCGAUCAGGUGACGAGGUGAUUGAUGCCAUGAAUAAAGCCAGCAUACCCGUUGGACGCGUAGUGAAUGUAAAGGAGAUUGUUGAAGGGGAGCAAAUCCAGGCGAGGGGGGCUGUCCGAGACGUCUGGGUUAAUGGGUCACAAGGAAAAGAAGGCUGGAGCGUGAAAAUGCAAGGAACGUUUCCAUUAAUUGACGGCGUUGACCUUCAACCUAAAUGGGCCGGACCUGACCUCGGAGACCAUACGGAAGACGUUUUGAUGGGUGAUUUGGGUUACAGCGCAGAGGAAGUAGACCAACUCAGGAAGGAUGGGGUCAUUGGCUGA
Messenger RNA from Laccaria bicolor S238N-H82, 1236 nucleotides. RefSeq lists its product as uncharacterized. Lineage: Eukaryota; Fungi; Basidiomycota; Agaricomycetes; Agaricales; Hydnangiaceae. The record is from RefSeq and is a predicted model, not a curated record. The coding region runs from base 1 to 1236 and encodes 411 amino acids. The transcript is spliced from 7 exons. Gene Ontology annotation, molecular function: catalytic activity.